Molecule: messenger RNA, 7819 nt
Organism: Sphaeramia orbicularis (orbiculate cardinalfish)
Lineage: Eukaryota; Metazoa; Chordata; Actinopteri; Kurtiformes; Apogonidae
Gene: nfic
Product: nuclear factor I/C
Biological process (GO): regulation of transcription by RNA polymerase II
Cellular component (GO): nucleus
Molecular function (GO): DNA-binding transcription factor activity, RNA polymerase II-specific; RNA polymerase II cis-regulatory region sequence-specific DNA binding
Source: RefSeq, a predicted model, not a curated record
UUAUCAAUAUGAUGUUUUCUCCUCUCUCGUUGUCUCAGGAUGAGUUCCAUCCAUUCAUUGAGGCUCUGCUGCCCCAGGUCCGUGCCUUCGCCUACACAUGGUUCAACCUCCAGGCCAGGAAAAGGAAGUACUUCAAAAAGCAUGAGAAAAGGAUGACGAAAGAAGAAGAAAGAGCUGUCAAAGAUGAACUGCUUGGGGAGAAGGCAGAGGUAAAACAGAAGUGGGCCAGCCGUCUUUUAGCCAAGCUAAGAAAGGACAUUCGACCUGAAUGCAGAGAAGACUUUGUUUUGUCAAUCACUGGGAAGAAAGCAGCAUGUUGUGUCCUGUCAAACCCUGACCAGAAAGGCAAAAUGAGACGCAUAGACUGUCUCAGACAAGCUGACAAGGUGUGGAGGUUGGACCUGGUUAUGGUGAUCCUGUUUAAAGGAAUCCCCUUGGAAAGCACAGACGGAGAGCGGCUGGUGAAGGGAGGCCAGUGCUCUAAUCCAGUCCUUUGUGUGCAGCCUCGACACAUCUCUGUCUCUGUCAAAGAGCUGGACCUCUACCUCGCUUACUAUGUGCAAGAGAGAGAGGCAGAGCAGAGCAGCAGUCCCAGCCGUACAGGAGUGGGUUCUGAUCAGGAGGACAGUCGAACUGCCACCAUGGAUGGCCCAGAGUUCCAGGAGAGUUUUGUGACAUCAGGAGUUUUCAGUGUCACUGAGCUGGUCCAGGUCUCAAGAAGUCCAAUCAAAACCUCCAGUGGUCCAGAGUUGGUCCCAGUUUCUCUAUGGGUGGAGCUACAAGGUCACCUGUGCCUACGACCAUCAACCAGUCUGUCAACCAGCCGGUUCAGUCUGAGACGAUCACUGGCCAGCACCUCAUCCAGCGGAAGUAAGCGACAUAAGUCUGGUUCAAUGGAGGAGGAGGCUGACAGUCCUGGAGGGGAGUAUUACCAUUCACCGUCCUCUCCUGCCAGCAGCUCCAGAAACUGGACGGAUGAUAUGGAAGGAGGUUUGUCUCCUCCAGUGAAGAAGGCAGAGAUGGACAGCCAAUCUCCCCAGGAAGACUCACCGAGGCUGGGCUCCUUCCAGCACCACCGGCCAGUUAUAGCUGUACACAGCGGUCUGUCUCGGAGUCCCCACCCGUCUUCAUCUCUUCAUUUCCCUUCCUCCUUAUUUCCUCAUGGAGCCAUUCGUUAUCCUCCGGCCCAAGACCCCCUAAAAGACCUGGUCUCAUUGGCCUGUGACCCUGCCAAUCAAACUUCCAGCUCACUGAAUGGCAGCAACCAGGUGAAAGUGCCCAGUCAUUACAUCUCCUCUCAGAUGCUGGUGCCCCCAGGUCCACCUCCCUCCCUGGCUCCUCCAUCCUCCCUUCCGAGGCCGACACUACCUGCAGAUUCCAAGGUCACAACCACCUCGUCUGGGGGAACAAACUCUCCCACAUCACCCACAUACUCAGCCCCUGGGACCCCCCCUGCCAAUCGCUCCUCCUUUGUUGGUGUCACCCCUCGGGACCCUGGUGGAAUCUACCAAGCCCAGUCUUGGUAUCUCGGCAAUUGAGUGAAAAGUGGAAGAAUUGCCAGGUCGGUACUGUCCCGGAGGCAGCGAAGCAGUGUUGUUAAAACAUUGCCUGAAGAAAAAUAUAUUCAGCUUUGUAGAAGAAUAAUAUGGACAUACAUAUAUAUAAAUAUAAAGUGAAAUGUCUAAUGUUUAUAUAUGUGUAUGUGCCAUGAAGAGACAGCCUGGAUGGAAACAGAUGCUGAGAUAGAUGCUGCUCUUACUCAGCCAUUGGCAGCCCCAGAAUGAAUGAAUUUGCUAUGACACUAAAUGGCUCUUCUCUGGCCACUGAUGUGAGUUUUCAAGUGGAAAUUAUGGAUUGAUGCAGAUGUCUGGUUGGUCCAGAUGAACUGCGGAUCAGAACAAGGCCUCAACCCAGCAGGUCCUACGAAUCCUGUAAUCCAUGUGUGCUCCCUGGAUGAGGCCUGUUCCCUUGGGAUGGAUGUUUGCCUUUACCCCUGCACCCGAGUCUCUACACUAAGUCUAAGUAUAAGGCCUCCUCCUCCCUGGGAUGGAUAUAGUCCUUAUCCCCUCCUUCCCUUCAACACCCAGAAUGCCCCUCUCCGCUGCAGGUGCUGCUUAUCAUAUAUGCAAAUAAGCCUCCCUUUUUCUGAACCAACUAGAAAGAGAUCCUGUUGUUAAUAUGUAAUGUUUCUUUGCACUUUUUAAUAUGUUAUUAAUACGCCUGAAGAAAACGAAGAGUUGAAACAGUGCGUUUGUUUUUCCUCUUCCCACCAAAAGACAGAGGCUUUGUCUUUUUUAUUGACAAUCAUUAGCCUAAAUCCAUUAAGUUGCUUUGAGAGGCUCAUGUUUUUAACACUGUCUGAUUGUGCUUUUUUAUUUUUUCCAUAAAACAUGAAUAAUAGUGGAAUAUAUGAACUAUAUUCAUGCCUCUUCUAACACAACACACAAUGCUACACUUGGUCAGAGUUGCUGUUAGAGUUCCUGGUGACUGAUAAGGGCUCAGGGCUGUUUCAGUCGAAUAUGUUGCUGUUCCCUUUCCGUCAGAUGCUGAUCGUCUUGUCAUGACAGUAUGGAGCAUCAUUUGGAGAAGCAUUUACCUGCUGCACGAAUAUGGUUCGGAGCUUCAGAAAGCAUCUGUUAAAAUCAGGACUAUGUGGCAGCGCAGUCGACGUUUAACUGAUAUCAAACUGUAGCAUUGUGUGGUUUGUAGAAGGUGAAUAAGGUUCCUACAUUUCCACACUCAUCCCUGCUCUUUGAGGAGGUGUUGUGUAGAUUUGUGUGUUUGCGUCUAAAACACCACAGUGAUGGCGUUUUGAUGUAGGUAGAAGAAAGACAUGCAUUGCACUAUUAUUAAGACAAAAUUCCUUUCUGAGCAACCCUUGGCGCGAUGAUACAGCAGACUGAAGUGUGUUUUUGGGUGAAGCUGUUUGACAGAAGGUCAUGUGAAACUGACCCGAAAUGAGCACAAAAGAGUUUCUUGUUCAGAUCUACAAUGCGUGGUGGUCUGGCAGGCGUCCCGUUGGUCAUUGCCGUCUGGUGUUGAUCAGGGACGGUCGGGCUGAGCUGGAGAUAGAUGGAUGGGCAGGUUAUGCACAGGGAUAUGGUUGGUUUUAGUUGAUGGUUUUAGCACUGAAAACGAGCAACGAAUUGAGGUAAUGUGUUAUGAGCUUGCUUGUUGACAAGAUCCGCAUUGUGGCAGUGCUUUAGUGGGGCAAAGCAAUAUUCUGUUCAGACUGGCUUUUAACAGCUUUAUUUAGUCAAUUCUUUUUUUUUUUCAACAAUAUUUUUAAAGGCAUCUUUAAAAGGAUUAAAAUCUUACAGAAUUCGUUUUAACUUUGAGUAGGAUCAUUUUAUAUAUAUCGCAAGGUUAGUGACUAAUAGAAUCCAACCAUUAAUCACUGUCUGUGGUUAUGGCAACAUCUUGAAACCAUGUGUUCAUUAGGGCAAGAUGUCAGUUCAGCAACACUCAGUCUGUAUUUGUGUAGUUGUCAAAGCUCUGAAUGCAGAAGGAGAAAAAAAAAUUGAGAUCAUAGAACAGAUCAUUAUUGAUAUUUGUAUGUAAAAUUAAAUGCAAAAAUCUGUUGCAGCAGUAGCAAAACAUGUGCACCCUGGCCUUUUGAUAUUUCAAACACCAUCUUUAUGGAGAUGGAAAGACUGAAUAUGAAAGAGAUUUUUAUAGGGACUAAUAUUUUAUAACCAGUGCCAUGUUUUAAUCUCUUACAGCUUUGCGACUAUAAACGUCCUAUUGAAGUUUGUUGCCUGAGAUUGUAGAAUUACAAAGGAAUAAUUUUUCAGUGUGAAGGUGAAAUCAGACUGAAAGCUAAAUGAAUUUGCACUAUUCUUUCAUUGUACAAAUGUGUUUCUCAUUUCACCCCAAAAAGACAACUUUGUAUUGACUAUUUCAAGGAGAGAAGUUAAUUAUUUGUCACUAGGUGGCACUACAUUAAAGCAAAUUACUCACCAGGCUUUAAGCCAGAAUACUUCUUCAAGUGUCUACAUUUACGCACUCAUGAACCUGUGCAGCUCCUUUCACGCAAGAAACACAUGAAAUAUGUUACUUAUUCAUUUUGUUUUAUACAUUUUGCUCAUUGGAGUGCGUCAAAUUGUGAUAUUAAUUCCUCAUAGUGUUUGUAAUCAUUGUUUUUAGGAGUUUGACAUUGGACUGUAAAGAGUCCAGUUAGCUAUGCAUUGACCAUAUGCAUAUUGAAGAGCAGCUGUAUGUGUUUUUCUCUCAAAGUUUAUAAUUUUGAAUCAACAGUCUUUUCAAAAUGCUCUUUUUUAUUAUUUGAGACACUUUGAACUGGCGCAGACAUAUUAAUCCCAUUGGCAUCUCUGCGUUAAAUUUGUAUGCAGUUGUGUGCAAUGAAAACUCACUUUGCCUUCAGUCUGAACACACCUUUCAAGAGGUGUGCAUUUCUUUGGACAGAUCGUUUUCCUUCAUGUUAACAGCAGUCAGUGCCUACUUAGGGUUGAGAUUUUGUACUGAAGGUGCUGAUAUGUUUUGUCAGGGCGGGUUUUAAGGUUUGGUUAAAGUUAGCUAACAGCUGAUGUAUACUGCAUGGUGCUGCCAUGGUCGCUGUGCUGACCUAAAGAAUGCAUGGCUCAAACUGAUAAUACCUCUCCCUCUAUCCUGCUCUUCCUCCUUGUCCUCUUUCUCUUCCUCCUCUUCCUCCCCUUCCUCCCUCUGUGCUACAUUAAGAUGCAGUGGAUGGAAGGACUUACUUUUUCUUUAGAUUUUAAUAAUUGCCCUGUUAUUAAACUCCUCUUUUGCACGAUAUUUCAUAAAACACAUUAUGUGCCUUGCCUUGAGUUUAAGAACAACUAUACUUUAUGGGGAAGUGACCAUAAUUUUCAUGGUACAGCUGGUAGCAAAAAAAAAAAGAAAAAAAAAAAAAGAUUAAAAAAAAAGCUGCAUGUGUGAUUGCUUAACAUUAACCAGUGGAGGUACACAGUUUUAAGUUAACACUGGCAACUGGUUAUUGGCAACAGUGUAAACAAUAAUACUCAGUAAAAGCUUUGAAUAGUGAGGCUUGAACAGCGCGGAUCCUCUACUAUCAUUCACCUCAACAUUUUUAUACAGUGUCAAAGAACCAGUGUUAAUGGAAUGACACUCCUCUCUGACAGAGUCAGAGCCAAUAAGCCUGUUAUGACAACGUCCAGCCAACAGAGUGAGAUACUGGACAAAUAGUAGACUGUUUUAGCAAAGUAUAACAUAACCCAAACCUUCCACAGAGCUGUACCACACUCUAACAGGGACAGACAGGAAAAGGGUUCACAUUCAGAGACAUGACAUAGAUCACUGGAUUUCUACAAGGUUUAAUACCUCCUCGAUCAUCCAAGGACAGACAUGAACUGACAGCAUUGAAAGGUGAAGUGCAUUGCUCAAAAUGUACACAACAGUGUUCUGUAGGUAAAAAAAAUUAUGGGACUAAUUUUCUGCAAAACCAGACAAAAUAUGAUCCAAAUGCCGUUUAUCACCGUAAUCACAGUGUGGUUCAGAAAUACAAAACACAUUUUGUUUUGCAAAUACAAAAUAUGCCUAUCAACCAAAUAUACAGCAUAUUUUUAACACAGUGCUUCAGAAAAAAAAAAAAAAAAACAACUCUUUCAAGUACAAAAUAUGCCCUGUGCCUGAGUAAUUCACCUUCCACAACAGCAGGGGGCGCUGUCAGUCAAUUUGUGAAUGUGCAGAUGCUUUGUUACAUUCUGCUAAAAUCAUUACUGCUAAAUAAUGCACCUCUUUUACACUUGUUUGUAUAAGCAGAUAUAGAUAUGAUAUCACCCAGAUUAUAUUUUUAGCUGUUCUACCUUACCAAUGUUCAUAUGUUAUGUUAAUGUUAAUGUGUGAAACUCAGAUGGAGAAAAAACAGGAAAUGCCUGUUCAGAGCAGCAACAAAUUCACCCUAAAAUCACCUUGAUAACAUCAUUUGAUUCUUAUAAUGUCUGAAAAUAAACGGAAAAUUGGGCUCAUUAUUUAGCAGAGCUAAUGUUGGCAAAUCCAGACAUAAUGCUGCUGCUUUCAAAUGGACUCAUAGCAUCACCUGCUGUUGUGGAGGAUGACUUACUCAGGACAUAUGGGAGAAAACUGUCAACAUAAACAUGGUGGAAAUUUUUUUUUAGCAAAUAGUGAUAUUGUUUUUUUCUGUAGGAUGUACUGUGUUUUGUCUCUGAAGCAUGUAUUAAAAAUAUGCUGUAUUUAACAUUGCACUGGUUUCUUAAUUGGAAUCAAUUAAAAACCACUGUGCUUUUUAAUUGUAGUGCAUUUGUUAAAGCAGUUUUGUUUUUGUGAUGAAGCUUGAAAUUAACUCCAUAAUGUCCUGUUUUUAGGGUGUGGUAACAGUUACGUUGUAUCUGAAAACUCCUGCCUAAAUGUUCACAAUACAAAACAAAAGCCAUGUCAGAGACUAUGCUCAGCUCUGUCUUUACUCUGAUUUAUUAUUAAGUAUUGAAUACGUGCAAAUACAUUUUAAGGUGUUUAUCGUUAAUUUAUACUAUAUUGUGAAUAAAGUGUCAGGCAUUUAGCUGUGCCAGUGUGGCCAAGCCACUCAGUCCCAUCUGAUGGAAACAUGUUAAACAUGGUUUAGUUCUGGGUUUUAGGGCUCUUCUGCUCUCUGAUUGGCCUUUAGAACACCGUCCAUUUUCUGAUACAAUGAGCUUGACCUUGUAACUAAUUGUGUGACAAGAAAUUACAAAAGGUCAUAAAUGAGUUUGAGUUUUAUAUAGAUGCAUGCACUUAACUCUUCUUACUGAACUUGGCAUUUAGGUUAUUGUUUAGUUAUUAUUAUGUUACUUGUAGAGUUAUGGUUUAAAACACAGCAGUGUGUAUAAAUAUGUACCACAUGGAUUUAUCUGUCAUAUAAAGAAGAUGUUUAAGUAUCUGUGUGUUUUAGUUGGACUGUCUUAAGCUGGUGGCCAGGCCUCAGAGUAAGAGACAGAUAAAGGUUCAGUUGGUGAUGGAUGAGUAAAAGUGAGAAUGUGGAGAGUGCAUAUUUCUGACAAUGCUGCACAGACAUCUGAGAGUGUUUUUGUCUUUUAGCUCUAGCACCACAUACAAGAGAAUGCUCUUAAAUUUCACUGAAAUUGAUUAUGGAUUAAUGCAGUUUGAUUGUCAUGUUUCAAACCCAUCCCAGCAGACACUAUCAUCUGCUAAAUUUUAUUAUGCAUUAUUAUAUUUGCUCAAAGGCCUGCUUAUCAUUAAUAUACUGUACAAUUUUCUAGUAACAUACUGUAGCCAUCCCAGACAUCACUGAUUGACUUGGCCUGUAUGAAACCCACCAGAGCCCUCUAUUGGUCACAAUUUGCAAUAGGAUAAUAGAUUUGUCUACCAUUGAAGCUGAUUGUCACCUCACACAGUACUGUACCUGCUGUCCAUGAACCUUGUGCUGUUAAAUACUUAUGGACCUGGAUAUGAUUCUGCAUCAUCAGUUGACAUUUAAUUGAUUUAUUAUUACUCUACUGUUAUAGAUUUUUAACUAAUUUCCUCCAUGUAAUGGAUGAGACUGUUCCAAAUGUUAGCUUAAAAGCUGAAUGCUGCUCUAAUAAGAACAAAAAAAAGAUUCAUCAAAAGACUGAAACUAAAUCACAGUCAGGUACUAAAUGUAACACUGGAUGUAUAACCCACUGAAUUUCAACUGGAUCCUGUUGACUUAGAUUGAAGGUCAAUAUAGGGUUAAAAGGUCUGAAACAAUAACGUAGUCAAUAGAAAAUUAGUGUAUGACAAUUAUGAUAAUCAGUGCUGAUACAUCAAAUAUACACUGAUGCCAAAUGCAAAUACAUAUAUGGAAAAAAAUGAAGAGACUACUCCAAAUGUCCUAAUUUAA